AGAGCUAGUUCAGACAUGGCGGAUUCCGCGCGGAUGCAAAUCGCGCGGUUCUAAACGCAAGUGUUCAGACAGGCGCGGAUGUACAUGCGGAGUGCCGUUAUUCGCAUAGGGUGACAGUCCAAUCAUGGAAGUCGAAGAAGCAAUAUGUGUGUACUUGUUGCUCCGUAAAAAAGAAAGAAAGAAGAAACGGCAGUAUUGGGUGCAUCCAAUAUUACGCGAUCGGUUUACUCAUGGUCAGUUUCAGACUUUAUAUCCAAAAUUAAGAAGUUUUGAACCAAAAUUCUUCAAUUAUUUGAGAAUGUCGAUAAAUUCAUUUGAUGAAUUAUUAGAAAUGAUGAGUAAACAAAUUGAAUCUAAUGAUACCCAUAUGAGGUCAAGCGUGUCCCCAGAAGAAAAACUCGUGAUCACAUUAAGAUAUCUGGGUACUGGUUGUUCCUUUGGAGAACUACAUUACAACUUUCGUCUUGGCAAAUCUACAAUCACAGGAAUUGUCCGUGAAGUAUGUGAAACUCUGUGGGAAAAAGUCACAAAAAACGUCAUGCCUGAACCCAGCGAAGAUAUAUGGAAGAAAAUAGCUAAAGAUUUUGAAAAAUAUGCAAAUUUUCCCAAUUGCAUAGGCGCCAUAGAUGGCAAGCAUAUAAGGAUUACAAAACCCAAAGAUUCGGGUUCUUUGUAUUAUAAUUACAAAACUUUUUUUUCCAUAGUACUGUUGGCACUUUGUGAUAGUAACUAUUGUUUUACUUUCAUAGAUAUCGGAUCUUACGGAAAAAGUAGUGAUUCUGCAAUUUUUAAAAAUUCAGCAUUUUAUAAAAGGUUAUCAAGAGCUCGACGUUUUAUUGAAUGCACUUUCGGAAUUCUGGCAAACAAGUGGCGCAUUUUUCAUAGGCCUAUAAACGUGAAUAUAGACUUUGCCGAAGACAUAAUAAAGGCCUGUUGCGUGCUACACAAUUUUGUUAGAACUAGAGAUGGUAUACAGUAUGAAGAUACUUUACAUACUGCGCCAAUGAGUAAUCUUAUUACAUUACAUGCAGGAAGGGGUACACCAUCAUCAUUAAACAUUAGAGACAAAUAUGCUAAUUACUUUGUGAAUGAGGGUCGUGUAGAAUGGCAAGACACGAAAAUAUGAAAUUAAAAUUGUUACAGUUCGCGCCAAAUAACUAAACUCAAGAUGGCGCGUCGCGUUGGUGGGUUGUACAUAUUACAGUUAAUAGCUAUACGUUACUGUGGUAACGUGAUAGUUUUCCCGCGCUCGUUACGUACCGCCAAACAACGUUAUACACAUUUCAGUUAUUUGGGGUGGACUG
Messenger RNA from Maniola jurtina (meadow brown), 1304 nucleotides. Its product is annotated as protein ANTAGONIST OF LIKE HETEROCHROMATIN PROTEIN 1-like. Bases 125 to 1126 code for a protein of 333 amino acids. The record is from RefSeq and is a predicted model, not a curated record. Lineage: Eukaryota; Metazoa; Arthropoda; Insecta; Lepidoptera; Nymphalidae. The transcript is spliced from 4 exons.